AUGAUGCUUCGCGGGGGAUUAAGGUACUUUUGCGAGGUGAAGGGCGAGGUGCGGCGCGGCGUUGGCUCUCGAUUAAAAGUCGGUUUACUUGUGGCGCGGUCUCUGUCCUCUUUGGCCCCUAUCAGCAGCAACGACCGCGUGUACUCUUUCAAGUCUUUACCUCAAGCCUCCGCUGGAGCUGCCGUCAGUGUUUCGUUGCGCCGUGUACUCGUCUUACCACAGACAUCUGCAUUUGGUGUGAGGCGCAGUGCUAACUACCGCCUCUGGUCCAGUGGCAGGAUGUCUCAAGACUCGAAAGAGACGGCACCACUCAUGGGAGAGGCGAAGUCGUCAUCAUCCCUAGCCCAGAGCGAUGAGAAACCCGAAAAGGAACUGGGGCAGCCCACAGAGGAAUUUCAACGGACGUGGCGCCAGCGAGCCAAAACUUUUGUCAUCGAGUAUGGCCGAGUGGGUAUCUGCACACACAUUGUACUGUCGGUUCUGUCGUUCUCUGUCAUCUAUGUGGGCGUCUCGGGCGGUGUGGAUGUGUCUGCGAUUAUGGACUCCGUGGGUUUAUCCACGUUAGCAAGCGACUCAACAUCCAACUCGGCCGGAUCUCUCCUCAUCGCCUACACGCUUUACAAGGUGUUGGCCCCCGUCCGUUGGCCGCUUACAUUUGCUGUCACUCCAGUAGUUUUACGGGCACUGAGACGCAGAGGGUAUAUGCCAGCAGCGACCAACUCGUCGCCGCCUCCAACCGUGUGACUUGAUUGAAUGCCUACAAUAGCAGUUCAAAUUUCAGCGACGGCUGCAUCCUGAAAC
Molecule: messenger RNA, 801 nt
Organism: Phytophthora infestans T30-4
Lineage: Eukaryota; Oomycota; Peronosporomycetes; Peronosporales; Peronosporaceae
Exons: 2
Coding region: 1-744 (247 amino acids)
Cellular component (GO): mitochondrion
Source: RefSeq, a predicted model, not a curated record